CCAUAUACUUCUGCGUUGCCGAAAACUUUUUUUGUUAAUUUUUCGAGCAUAUUGAUGCCGCUUUGUGGCCGUUCUGUGAUGAUUCAGUUUAGCGCAUUUCUGACAUCUGACAUUGAUUCAUAACCUAGUUGUUUGUUAUUGAGUGUGUUAAACUUUUACUAGCUAUUCUAUUCAAAUAAACAAAAAUGGAUAUUUUAAGAGCAGAAAUGGAAAAGAAGCGCAAAGAACUGGAAGACAAGAACUUGAUGAAUCCAACUUAAAUCAGUCUGGAUCUGAUGCUGCUACUAGUUCCAAGGAUUUGCAAGAGGGAAAUAAAGCUGAGACAGAUGUCAAGCAUAAUAUAGUUCCCAGGCAAGAAGUGAUAAACAAAUUAAGAGAUAGAGGAGAACCGAUCUUGUUAUUUGGGGAAUCAGAAAUUGACGCUUGCAAGCGUCUUAGAAAGUGCGAACUUCUUGAGCCUGAAGUCAAUAGAGGAUUCAGGAAUGAUUUGCAAGAGGCCAUGGAACAAGUUGAUCAAGAAUAUUUAAAUGAUUUUCUAAAGUCAAAUUCGUCAGGGAAUGGCACAAAAACUAAGGGUCACCUGGAAAAGCCCAGCGUUACAUAUGAAGAGAUUUUCGAAAUGGCCAAGAAAAUGGGACGGGGAAAUAGAGAACAUGACAUGUCCACUAUAGUACAUUUUAUACAGCUUUUACUCUUUAAAUGGGAUGACCAGUUACAUAACAGAUCACAAGAAAUUAAGAUGGCGACGAAAGGAAAAUUGCAAGGAGCUACCUACGCACAGACACAAGUUUAUCUGAAGCCGCUUUUGAGGAAAUUGAAGAACUUCAGUCUUCCAGAAGAUAUUUCGGAUAGUUUGACUGAAAUUGUGGUGCAUUUACUGAAUCGGAACUAUUUAAAGGCUAGUGAUGCCUAUCUUCAGAUGGCGAUAGGAAAUGCACCAUGGCCAAUUGGUGUUACCAUGGUGGGUAUUCAUGCGAGAACGGGAAGAGAAAAGAUCUUCUCUAAGAACGUAGCUCACGUAAUGAACGACGAAACACAAAGAAAAUAUAUACAAGCUUUAAAGAGAUUGAUGACAAAAUGUCAAGAGUAUUAUCCAACAGAUCCGUCCCGGUGUGUAGAGUACCAACCGCCAAGCGCGGAAGAAGGGGGAUCCGAAUUAUAAGACGUGAGACAAAUAUUAUUUUAAUUGAAAGGGUAUGUGGUACUUCUGCGACUGCUGCGCUAGUCGUGCAGCUGUUGAAAAUUGAUGAUUUUUUAUUAAGAAAGAAAAUAAAGA
Dendroctonus ponderosae (mountain pine beetle) is the source of this 1276-nucleotide messenger RNA. It is a transcript of the gene Prp18, whose product is annotated as pre-mRNA-splicing factor 18. NCBI's taxonomy places the organism in Eukaryota, Metazoa, Arthropoda, Insecta, Coleoptera, Curculionidae. Gene Ontology annotation, cellular component: U4/U6 x U5 tri-snRNP complex; U5 snRNP; U2-type post-spliceosomal complex. The record is from RefSeq and is a predicted model, not a curated record. Gene Ontology annotation, biological process: RNA splicing; generation of catalytic spliceosome for second transesterification step.